AUGUCCUCCAGAAUUACUCGCUCGGCUGCGAGACUAGCUGCAGAUUCUCCCUCUCCGCCUAUCCCCGCCGCUGGCUCGGCUCCAUCUCGAAAGCGUAAAGCCCCCGCACGGCGCGAUCGAUCCGAGGACCCCUCAGAGCCCACGAAUCCUCCAUCGCCUCAUCGAAAGGCUAAGCGACAGCGGCGUACAGCAUCCCCCCGAGCUGUAGCUGCUCCUGCUGCCUCCCAUCGAGGUACACGAAAUCGCCCAGCUAUGUCCCAAUCCAGUUCAUCAUCACAUCCCGUGGAGGAAUCCUCGAGAAGCCCGGAAUCUCCCCCACAAUCUAGAAGGAAGUCUAGUCGACAUGGGAAAGUGUCUCAAGAGCGCUCUCUGGCUACCCAGUCACCUCCUCCCAAUCGACAGAAGAAGCGCCCUUCUAGGACUCGUCCCGAUGUAAUUAUGAAAGAAGCUGACGAGGAAUUGGAUAGGCGUGAUAGACCCGAGGAACAAGAAUCUUCACCUCCAAGUGAUAGCAAUGAUGGUACAAAUCCUUCGGGUCUUGAUGACGACGAGGAUGAUGAAGACGAUGGAGAUCUCUUUCAUAACAGCCUAUUUGGAUCAAGAAGCUCCCUCGGACUCCAGAGUACCCUUCGCGCUUUGAGCGGUAUGAUGUCAGGGAUGUCCUCUCGCUUGCGAGAUAUUCUGCAGAACUUGAGAAUGAAAGAUGACCCGUCCGUUCAACUGAUCGCUCUCCAGGAGCUUUCAGAUCUACUACUUGUAUCGAACGAGGACAACCUUUCCGGUCAAUUUUCCCCUGAUCCAUAUGUAAAGGAGCUGGUUUCUCUUAUGCAACCAAAUGAUUUUGGUGAAGAGAAUCCGGAAAUUAUGCUCCUAGCUUGCCGUUGUUUGGCCAACUUGAUGGAAGCUUUGCGCGGCUCAGUGGCUAAUGUCGUUUACGGUGGUGCUGUCCCGAUUUUGUGCCAGAAACUGCUGGAUAUUCAAUUUAUUGACUUGGCGGAGCAAGCUCUAAGUACUCUCGCCAAGAUUUCCGUCGAUUUCCCAGCAUCUAUCGUGAGAGAAGGUGGCUUAACGGCCUGCUUGACGUACCUCGACUUUUUCCCGACAAGUACCCAGCGUACUGCAGUAACUACGGCUGCCAACUGUUGUCGCAAUUUACCUCAUGAUUCGUUCCCCGUUGUCAGAGACGUCAUGCCCACUCUUCUUAAUGUCCUGUCAAGCAAUGACCCCAAGGUUGUUGAACAGGGUUGUCUCUGUGUAUCUCGAAUCGUGGAGAGCUUCAAGCACAAGCCGGAAAAACUAGAGGAGCUAAUUGAGCCUGCAAUGUUGAAAGCGGUGCUUCGUUUGCUCCUCCCAGGUACUACCAACCUAAUUGGGCCACAUAUUCAUACGCAGUUUCUUCGUGUCUUGGCAAUUACAUCGAAAGCAAGUCCUCGACUGUCAGCAGAGCUGCUCAGGAUGGACGUCGUCGACACACUCUAUCAAAUCUUAACCGGGGUAUCUCCCCCAGACAAUCUUGAGAAUACAGCCAUCAAGAUGGACAGUGUUCUUGUUAUGCAAGCAUUGAUACACAGACCGAAAGAGCAGGUCUCGGAGACCUUGAAUGUUAUUUGCGAGCUCCUGCCUGGUGUCCCAAACCGUCAAACCUCUCCGGCUGACGGCUUACCACCUUCUCCAGACAGCGAUGUAACCUUGGGGUUAAAAUCCCCUAAAGCAAAGGAGUCUGCCGAGAAACGACGCUCUUUGCUGAUGGACUGUAAAGCAGAACUCCGACGGUUUGCCAUGAUCCUGCUGCCAACCCUCACCGAUGCGUAUUCUAGCACCGUAAAUCUAGAAGUGCGCCAGAAAGUACUCAUUGCUCAACUCAAAAUGCUUCAUAAUCUGGAUCCGACUUUGAUCGAGGAAGCAUUACGAUCUGUACCAUAUGCGUCAUUUUUGGCCGCUAUAUUAUCUCAAAAAGAUCAUCCUUCGUUGGUCUCAUCCGCUCUCCGCUGUGCAGAAUUGCUUUUCCAACGACUAGAGCCUGUUUAUCAACAUCAAUUCCAUCGUGAAGGCGUUAUAUCAGAGAUUGUUAAACUAGCUGAGGGGCCACUCUCAACCGAUAAGCAAGGAAAGUCGUCCCAGGAUUCUGCUCCCGACUCUGCCAUGGACGUCUCAGAGGAUUCCACCCAUGGUCCAAGCUCCGUCAUCCCUCUUGCUCCAGCCAACCCAAAUACACACGCGGACGACGAGGAUAGCCCUGACGAAGAUGGCCCUGAUGGGGAGGAUGAUUAUGAUGAGAAUGAGGAUGAUCCUGAUGAGGACAACGACGACAUCUCCGAAUCUGAGAGCUCUUCCUCUGCCUCUGCUCGGGGCUUCUCCGCAAGGAUGGAAACCGUCAUGAAUGACUUGGUCGUCCGCGAUGCACGUGCUUUCAUCGAGCUUUACGAAACUGGAAACGGUCGGGAGAUGCGAGAAAAGGCGCUUGAAAUCCUGAAUGAGUUACGAGCACUAGCCAAGGAAAUAGAAACCUGCUGCUAUUCCGGAAUUGGCGAUCGGAACGGUGAAGGAUUGACUCUUUUCCGGCAACUGGCAAGCUAUUUUGACGGGGACGCGCUGGACAGCAUCACUAGCUCUGAGCUACUCAACUCGGGCGUCAUUGAUACUCUACUUGGUGUGUUUGAUGACUUCAAAUCUCAAUCUAAGCGCGAAGCACGUGGCGCUUUCCUUCAAGCAUUCCUGGGUUCAAUGAUCUCCGAAAAAGCGCAGAGCCAAAGCACUGCCACAACACCCUUCAGUGUUCUGAUUAACAAGCUUCAAGACUUGCUCAGCCGGACUGAGCAUUUUGAGGUCAUGACCGUGAGCCAUAAUUCGCUGGAGAAUACGCGUAGCAAUGCAGCCUACAUGCUUGGGAAGCAGCUUCGACUAAAGCUGGUUGCUGACGAGGAUUCCGAUAUCCCCCGCUCGUACCGCAACAUUAUGGUCUCCAUUCACGCAAUCGCAACUUUCAAAGCCCUGGAUGACUUCCUUCAUCCUAGGAUCAGCUUAUCCGACCGACCAAAGCCGUCUCGCAAUCGAGACACUAUUCUUUCCCAAAUCGCCAAUGCCGCUCGGCUCCGGGAUCAACUUGCAGGGAAUACUGACCCUAACGGAGGUGAAGUACCCCCCUUUCCACGACCAUCUGGAAGCAACACCCUUCAAAAUAGGGAGCAGCGGGCCGUCCCCAAAGAACAUUCCGGCGACGGACAAGGUCGAGCCUCAAGGCCUCAGCGGCCUGAUCAGCACCCUCAUCCGGAUGGUGAACAUGAGGAUGAACCUUUGGAGUGCGCUGAUGAACGGCAUUUGAGUGAAGAUGACAACGAUGAAGAUGAAGAUGGCGAUGAGGAGGAGCUCAAUGCUAUUGUGGAUGAUCUGGACGAUGACAUGUCGGAUGACAAUGUACACGACCCCUCUGCCGUGAAUAUGGAAGUAGCUUCGUCAGGGAAAGUAACUGCACGAAAAGAAGAUGGCACCCGUGUAUCAACACCGUCCCAAUCAACCCCAGUGUCCAAAUCGUCAGUCGGACCUCAAUCCUCUCUGAACUCGACUGGAGGUGGCUCGCUCGCCCUGGCUGGCCGUCCGUUUUCGUAUGCUGCAGCCAUGGCCUCUAUCCCUUCGGACUGGCACAUAGAGUUUAGCAUCGAUGGCCAGUCGGUCUCAAGUGAAACAACUAUCUACCGUGCUGUUCAUCAUAACCGUCAGCAUGUGGAUCCUAGCGGAAAGAAUGUGUGGUCCGCAAUCCAUACGGUCAAAUUUAGACGGAUUCCAGGCCCACCACCACCGGAGCCCUCGACGGUAACAACCACCGUUUCUGGGCCCAACUCGCAAAACGGCACUGCCGGAAUGCCAUCCUCUUUAAAUCAAGAUCCUACUACCUCCUCGAUCUUGCGAUUGCUUCGUGUUUUACACGAGAUGAACACCACCCUCGAUGAUAUACUAGCAGAAACAAAAGAUCUUGUAGCUCUCAAACCCGAGCCGCUAGCUCAGUUUAUCAACACGAAGCUCACCGCUAAGCUCAACCGACAGCUAGAGGAGCCUCUGAUCGUUGCUAGCAGCUGUCUUCCUGACUGGAGCGAAGACCUUGCUCGCUUUUUCCCCUUCUUGUUCCCGUUUGAGACGCGUCACUUGUUCCUUCAAUCGACCGCCUUUGGAUAUUCGCGGGCGAUGAUGCGCUGGAACAACUCACAGAACGAUGACAGUCGGAACGACCACAGACGCGAUGACCGGCCAAUUUUAGGCCGCCUGCAACGACAAAAAGUACGAAUCUCAAGAAGUCGCAUUCUUGAAUCGGCGAUGAAAGUAAUGGAGCUCUAUGGCUCUUCCCCAAGUGUACUCGAAGUUGAAUAUUUUGAGGAAGUCGGAACCGGACUCGGCCCAACACUUGAAUUCUACUCGACCGUUUCUAAAGAAUUUUCCAAGAAGAAGCUCAAACUGUGGCGGGAGAAUGAUUGUAAUAAUACUGAGGAAUAUGCUUUCGGCAAUCGUGGUUUAUUCCCUGCUCCAAUGAGUGAGGAGCAACUUUCGUCGGAAAGUGGGAAGAAGCAGCUGCAUUUGUUCAAAACGCUUGGGAAGUUUGUUGCCCGAUCAAUGCUGGACUCGAGAAUCAUUGAUAUUUCGUUCAAUCCGGCUUUCUUCCGCAUCGCCGACACCUCUUCCGUAGUUGCUCCAUCACUUGGCACCGUCAAAGCAGUUGAUCAAGACCUGGCAAAUUCUCUACUCCUGUUGAAACGCUUUGCAACCGCCAAGAAAGCAAUUGAGGAGAAGAAGUUUCUUUCCGGAUACGAGAAGGCUCAAGCUUUGACAGCGGUUGAGGUGGACGGAGUUACUGUUGAGGAUCUUAGCCUCGAUUUUACACUCCCAGGCUAUCCCGCCAUAGAGCUGGUCAAAAAUGGCUCUAACAUUCCUGUCACCAUGGAUAAUGUUGACCUCUACGUCGAUCGGGUCGUGGAUAUGACCCUAGGAGAUGGGGUUCAAGCCCAAGUAGAAGCGUUUAGAGCUGGUUUCUCGCAGGUUUUCCCGUACUCUGCACUGCAAACAUUCACACCAAACGAACUUGUCAUGUUAUUCGGAAGAGCCGAAGAAGACUGGACGAUCGAAACCUUAAUGGACUCGAUCAAGGCCGACCACGGAUUCAAUAUGGAUAGUCGAAGCGUUCGAAACCUGCUUCAAACAAUGAGUGAAUUGAAUACACAGCAACGGCGAGACUUCCUUCAGUUUGUAACGGGUAGCCCCAAACUUCCAAUCGGAGGGUUCAAGAGUCUCACGCCAAUAUUUACGGUUGUGUGUCGACCAAGCGAACCCCCAUACACGCCCGACGACUACCUGCCCAGUGUUAUGACCUGUGUAAACUACUUGAAGCUGCCAGACUACAGCACUUUGGAUGUCCUUCGAGGGCGGUUGGAUGUUGCUAUUAAGGAAGGACAGGGCGCCUUCCACCUGUCCUAA
Molecule: messenger RNA, 5460 nt
Organism: Aspergillus ochraceoroseus IBT 24754
Lineage: Eukaryota; Fungi; Ascomycota; Eurotiomycetes; Eurotiales; Aspergillaceae
Product: HECT-type E3 ubiquitin transferase UFD4
Exons: 7
Coding region: 1-5460 (1819 amino acids)
Biological process (GO): proteasome-mediated ubiquitin-dependent protein catabolic process; protein polyubiquitination
Cellular component (GO): nuclear speck
Molecular function (GO): ubiquitin protein ligase activity
Source: RefSeq, a predicted model, not a curated record